AUGUUGUCCCAUAAAAUCGCGCGACUUCUCCUACUUCUAGUUUUGUGUUUCCUGUCCCAUCUUUUAUGUGCCGGGUUCUGUGCAACUGAUGGUCAUGGUGGUUCACCAACCAACGGCAACCAAUAUUAUUUCUGUAAUGCGGAUAACUUCACUAAACAACUGGAACCUCCUGUGAAAAAUGAUUCUACUACAGGCAAUUACUGUGAUGUUGUAUUUCUUCUUGAUCUUGAUUCCACCUACACUUCAGAAGAGAAUUAUACACAAGUCAUAGAAUUUAUCAGUGAUACGACUGAUACUUGUAUGAAUCGAGGAAUCGGUUAUAAUGUGUUUGCUUAUCCAAUGUGGAAUGAAAGCUUGACGACAAAAUGUUGUGAUCCUCAACAAUGCAGAGUAAGCUUCGGAUUCAUGAAAUAUGCUGACUAUGUUGGCCAUUACACCAGUUUGGAUCCAAUUCAACCCGUAACUUCUCAGUACAAUUUUAGUUAUGUGCUAAUUGACGACCUCAAAAAUAUCGGCGGCAACACAAAAGACGCAUGUCUUUACAAUAACUAUGUUCUCAUAACCAAUCGAAUCUUCGAUAUACGACAGCAGCCAAUAGUGAUCGAUGAAAUUUCGAAAAUCGAGAACGUUGGCUGUCUCACUCUGACAGUUAUUGUUGUUGGGAAUGAUCAAAUCACAACAAAGGAUAUGUACGACUAUUAUCAAACAACAUUGAAUUAUGUGGUUCCCAAUUUCAACUGUCUGUAUCUUCUCAAAGACUGUAUAAAACCAUGUGGAUCGAAAGGAUCUAACGAAUGUUUCCAAUUGGCUCUUAGUACUUGUGCCAAUCCAACAACUCCUGAACAAACGACGGUUGCAACAACACCAACAACACCAUCAACUCCAGAACCCACACCAAACGCAUCGUUUUUGAAUGAUUGGCAAAUCACGUAUCUCUUCGCAGUCACAAACGCGACAACUGAUGAAGAAUUUAAUCGUCUUGUGAACUAUAUUUCCGAUCCACUGCAGGAAUGUAAUGGCAAGUCAAUGAUCAUCAGAUUUCUUGCCAGAGACAACAUGAAUUCUGGAUGGAUGAACGAUUUAAAUCAUGCAGGAGACUAUUUGCAAAAAUUGAAACCCGAAGAAGUGCUCAUUGGAACAGGUCCACUUACAGAUCGUGCCUCACUUUUACCUGGAAUGGACAAUAUCACAUUUGAUUUGGUUUAUGAAGCAGUGUCUAGACCUCCAAAGUACAAUGAAGGUGUUUCUGUUCCAAGAGUUGUUCUUCUCACUGAUUUUGUGUCUAAAUCCUUCUUGGAUAAUUACAAUACAUCCCUUCUUCCACUUCUGGAAUACUACGACUUUAACAUCAUUGCUUUCACAAAUGUAACCUACUAUUCUCUUCACAUCGACUCCAACGAUUAUUUUUUUCAGGAUUCAUACUAUCAAUACAAAACCAAAUUGUCUAUAAAAUCGAAGCAAAUAACAAAUGAUGCCGGGUAUGAGGAUAGUAACGAAUUGAAGUUGUGUAAAUCGAAAGAAGGAGCAAAUGUUACUACAAUUAUGUUCAUUAUCAUUGGCACAUGCUCUGGAGCAAUGUUCAUUCUCAUCCUGUUAACUGUUCUCUAUAGACAAAAAUAUAUGUGGAUGAGGAAAUUGAAGAAAUUCAAAACGUCUCACACUCAUGAUUCAAUCGACGAUCAAAUGAUUGACUACUGGGAGCUUUCCUGGGAGAAACUGGUUGUGAAGAAUGAGAAACUGGGUCACGGAGCAUAUGGACAUGUAUUCAAAGGAAAAAUCAACGGAAUCCCACCGGCUAUUAACAAGUUUUUGACAGCAGAAGCAUUAGAUUUUACGGAUUGUGAUUGUGCGGUGAAAAUGCUUCCAAAAUAUGCAACAGAGUCGGCCAAACAAGAGUUCAGACACGAAAUUGAGCUCAUGAAAAACCUGGGAUUCAAUGAACAUAUUGUGAACAUGCUUGGAUGUAUUACAAUAUCUACGAAAUCCUGUCUAGUCUUGGAGUACUGCUGCCAUCGGGAUCUAUUGCGAUAUGUGAAAAACAAAAAGUGUGAUCUGGAAAUUUCCAGAAGUGUGGAUGACACCAUCGACAGUCACAAGGAAUUUCUGAACUUCGCAUGGCAAAUCACUCAAGGAAUGAGAUUUUUGGUUGAUAAGAAGAUCAUUCAUCGUGAUUUGGCAGCUCGAAAUGUGUUGAUAACUGAGCAAUGUGGGAUGAAAAGUGCGAAAGUUAGUGAUUUUGGAUUAGCGAUUUCAUGUGAGCCAUCGGAAAAUGGAAACGAAGUAACAGGAUCAGAUAGACUUCCAAUUAAAUGGUUAGCAUUGGAGUCUCUUGAAAAAGCAGAAUUCUCCCAUAAAAGUGAUGUUUGGUCGUUUGGAAUUGUCAUCUUUGAAAUGUACUCUCUCGGUGAAGUCCCAUUCGCUGAAAUUGAGCCAACUGAACUGAUUGCUCAUCUGAAAACAGGAGCUCGUCCCAAAACUCCGCUUCUCGCCACGGAUAAAAUCGAAGAAAUUAUGGCAUCUUGUUGGGAAGAGAAGCCGUUGAAACGACCGGAAUUCGAUGAGCUAUCCUCAAUUCUUGCGACACAACUGGAACAGACAACUGAAGGAUAUGGAUACCUACAAUUGAUAAGAACUAGAGAUUAUAGAGUAGUGGCUGAAAUAAAGGGACCGACGGAAGAACAAAAUAAGUCAACAGAUGAACCGAUUUGCAUAGAUGAUCAUCCUCCGUAUGUGACAAGAAAUCGUUCAGUGACGUGGAGAAGCAAACCGAAUGGAGAAGCGAAAUUGGGAAGAGAGUACAGUCUGACAACUCAUGUUUGUGAAGAUGAAACUUCGCAAAAACAAGCGCCCAACGGAACCCCAAAACUUCCCACAACUACUGAACCUCAUGAGAAUAAUAAGAAAGAUAAAAAGAAAUCCUAUCUGAAUCUUCCCAAUCUUCUACCUUCUCUGAAUUCGAUCAAUCCAUUUUCCAAGGACAACGAGUUUAAAAAAACAUUAAAAAAAAAGAAAUUCUACUCUCGAAGAGGUUCAGUUCCCUACUAA
Caenorhabditis briggsae is the source of this 3045-nucleotide messenger RNA. The record is from RefSeq and is a predicted model, not a curated record. The transcript is spliced from 10 exons. Gene Ontology annotation, cellular component: signaling receptor complex. Gene Ontology annotation, biological process: cell surface receptor protein tyrosine kinase signaling pathway; protein phosphorylation; positive regulation of kinase activity. The coding region runs from base 1 to 3045 and encodes 1014 amino acids. Gene Ontology annotation, molecular function: ATP binding; transmembrane receptor protein tyrosine kinase activity. Lineage: Eukaryota; Metazoa; Nematoda; Chromadorea; Rhabditida; Rhabditidae.